CAGCAAACGCGUACAGCAGCCAGCGAUGGACGAAAAGUGUCGAUUAUGUUUGGCUCGGCUGGAAAAUCAACGCUCAAACGCCACCAUCGAGGAGGAGGGUUUUAGAGAAAAGCUUAAAACACUGUUCAGCUUCCCGAUCACCUCAAUCGAAGCAUUCCCAUCGACGGUGUGCGUGCAGUGUGAGGCAAGGGUGUCCGAUUUCCACACCUACCAUGAGCAGGUGAAAAGCAACCAGGAUCAGCUGUGGUCGACCCAGCAUCAGAAGUAUUUCGAAGAGGUCAAGGUAGAGCCCGCCCCGGAUGCCGACUAUGACGUGUUUGAGCUGCCGUUCGAAGAAGCGGAACCGGUUGAAGGUGCGCCGAAGGAGAGCUGUAAAAAUGAACCCGAUUCAAAGUGCCAACAGCAGCAGCUGCAGCAGCUGGACGAGCAGACCAUAGACAGUGAUCUCGAUGAUGGGAUGAAGCUGGAGGAUGAGUACAAUCCUCCGAGCAGCAGCGCUGCUAGCAACAAUAAUUCAGACGACAGUGAGUACGAGGUGAAACCCCGGAGGUCGAAACGCGUGACGGACACGGCAGACCGCACGAGAACGACACGGCGCGGACGGCCCCCGAAAAGUGAGGCAGGCACGAGGUCGCCCGGUGAGCAGAAGAAAAAAUCUCCCAUCGUGGUGCGGCGGUGCCAGGCGACGAACGAAACCAACCAAAAGCUGCGCGAGUUUUACGACAUGAAGUGCGAGAUGUGCGAGGAGCAGCUAGAAUCGUUCACCGCACUGAAGAACCACUACUAUCGAACGCACCGAACGCCCGGCUACAUCAAGUGCUGCGGGCGCACGUUCCACAGCCGGUACCGGUUGCUGGAGCAUCUGUCCUACCACGUCGGCUCGAGCAUGGUGCGGUGCGAGGAGUGCAACAAAACGUUCAGCAGCCGCAGCUACCUGCUGGUGCACAGGAGCCGCGUCCACGGGCAGGCCGAGGAUCGGCCGUACAAGUGCACCCAGUGCCAUCAGUCGUACGCGAUGGAGUGCCACCUGAAGGCGCACAUCGUGUCGCACGUGCGGGUCAACUGUACGAUCUGCGGGAAGGAGCUGGCGAGUGCGCUUUCCCUCCGCACGCACAUGAUCAACAUGCACGGCAACAGGGAGAACCACAUCUGCGAUAGCUGCGGGCGCGAGUUCCGCAGCCGGCAGGCCUUCGAGCGGCACGUCAAGCUACACCUCGGGCUGGAGGUGGCCGAACAGGUGCAGUGCGAGGUGUGCCACAAGUGGCUCAACAGCAAGCGGGCGCUCAAGAUGCACGUGAAGCUGGUGCACAUGGAGGCGGGCCAAACGUUCCAGUGCGAUAUCUGCUCGCAGCAGUGCCCGAACAGCCGGGCGCUGGCCAACCACAAGCAGCGCGUGCACGUGGAGGAGCGGUUUAAGUGUGAGGAGUGCGGCAAGCUGUUCAAGCGGCAGCUCUACCUGAAGGAGCACGUGGCCGCCCUGCACACCCGCAAACCGCUCUACUCCUGCGAGGUGUGCGGUGCUACAUUCAACUCGAACGCGAACAAAUACUCCCACCGCAAGAACAAACAUCCGGUGGAGUGGGAAGAGCGCCGGAAACAGCAGCUGCAGCAGCAACAGGAGCAGCAGCAGCAUCACCAGCAACAGCAGCAGGAACAGGCAGUUAGUUUGUAAAAGAGGCUUAGCUUAGCUUCUCUAUGUAGCGCACAUACUAAUAUUCCCAAAUCCCAUCAUAAGUUAAGUGUCACGUAUGGAUUUAAGAAAGUUUAAGGUCGAAUGCUUUUUAAUUAUACAAAAUCGCGAUUUUCUAGUGCAAUGAUACACAUUUGUAUGCUGGUCAUGUGAGUGGAAUUACACCGAACAGUUCCACUUUGUGAAAUGGUUUUAGACCUGUCCACAAGAACAAGAGGUCCCGACUGAGAUGGUUCCACAAUGGGAGUUGAUUCGGAGAUAAUGCUUCGGUGGGAAAGAUGCAUCAUUAUUUAACAAAACUGUCAACAGAUGCACAAAUUAAGCCACCACAAAAAAGGAUUUUCAAUUGCAAUUGAAAAAUAAAAUGAAAAAAUCACAUAAAAAA
This is a messenger RNA of Anopheles gambiae (African malaria mosquito), 2075 nucleotides long. Its product is annotated as transcription factor grauzone. The record is from RefSeq and is a predicted model, not a curated record. Gene Ontology annotation, cellular component: nucleus. Lineage: Eukaryota; Metazoa; Arthropoda; Insecta; Diptera; Culicidae. Gene Ontology annotation, molecular function: zinc ion binding; DNA-binding transcription factor activity. Bases 26 to 1672 code for a protein of 548 amino acids. The transcript is spliced from 2 exons.